Hyaloscypha bicolor E is the source of this 2173-nucleotide messenger RNA. RefSeq lists its product as uncharacterized. NCBI's taxonomy places the organism in Eukaryota, Fungi, Ascomycota, Leotiomycetes, Helotiales, Hyaloscyphaceae. The record is from RefSeq and is a predicted model, not a curated record. Gene Ontology annotation, molecular function: zinc ion binding. The transcript is spliced from 2 exons. The coding region runs from base 184 to 1746 and encodes 520 amino acids.
CCGGAUUUGGUUAGUGGCUUGACGAUCGCCUCGGCUCGCCUCCCCAAACCUUACGCAGCCUGACUAGACUCAAACAUCAUCAUCGACGACGCCUCUGCGUCAACACAGCCGUGCGACAAUUGAAGCUGCACACCUACAAUGCAAUAACAUCCAUCUCAAGCAUUGCUCCUGAAUCUACUCACGAUGGCCUCAGCCCCAUCACAAGCCUCACGUAGGCGCUCCUCUCCGUCCGAACAACCAACACCACCUCAAGCUUCGACCUCGAGCAAUCGACAAUCCCCUUCCCCAAAAGACUCAGGCGUCGUGGCCAUCAACGCCCCCCAAGCCGAAUCUGCAACUUCCCCCACACCACAACCACAAACACCCGCGCCAGAGAUACGAAGAUGCUGGGUGUGCAUGGGCGACGAGACAGACGAUCCAGAAAACAACGUCUGGCGAAGUCCAUGUCCCUGCUCCCUCACAGCCCACGAAUCCUGCCUCCUCGAAUGGAUCGCCGACAAAGAAGCACCUCCACCCGGGCAAAUUGCACAUAACCACGAGAUCAAAUGUCCACAAUGCCAAACACCGCUGAAGAUCCAGCGGCCUCGAGAUGCACUGGUGACUUUGGCGGACGGGGUCCAUAAGGUAGCGAGGACUCUGAUAUUACCGACCGCGUUGUGCGGUAUAGCUGGAUGUUUUUAUUCGGGGUUUCUGAGCUAUGGGGCGAAUGCAAUGGCGUUGGUGUUUGGCACAGAAGCUGCAGAUGCCCUGCUUGCUCCGCAGACCUUCGACUCAAUUCAUAAUUCACAUGUGGUGAGGAGGUGGCUGCAAAUUGCGGCUGACUAUCCACUGACCGCAUUUGGACAGCUGUUCCCAUUCUUCCCACGGAUUCGCUCCCCGGCCAAUAUUCCGUAUUACCUUGGCUUACCACUGAUCGGCCCCUCCCUGGUUCUAUGGCGAACGAGUUACGGUCAUCUCGGAUUCACGAUGCUGGUUCCCAUUUAUUUCUUCGACUCAGCCAAUCGCGAAAUCGCCUGGCCACCCACCCCAGGCCUCGCAUUCGCAACCCUCCCUUACCUCCGCUCCUUCUACGUAGAGCUCUAUAAAUAUACCGUCGGCGACCUAGAAAAGAAAUGGGACCGCGCCGUACAGCGAACACCAAGGGAAGGCGAAACAGCUGAGCAGAUCGCUGCAGCGCAGGAGGCGGAAGAGGAAGAACAUGCUAUCUUUGAGCUAGAGAUUAUUCGGGAGGUGGAACAUGAAGAUCCGGAGGCCCUUAAUCGUCACGAAGUAAAUGAAGGGCAGAAUCAAGGACAACCUGCUCAGGCACAGCCACAAGCUGGGGAGAAUGCCCCGGCUGAAGAUGGAGACGGGGCUGCUGGCAAUGGUAAUGGUAACGGUAAUAAUAAUGCCCAAGGGCAAAACUGGCCCAACGGCCUCGAAUUCCGACAAGACGUGUCCGCCACCUUGUCUGCAGACACCAUAAUGGGCGCUCUGUUCUUCCCGGCGGUGGCAGCAGCCAUGGGUGAAGUGCUCAAGAUCUCAUUGCCAGCGAAAUGGGUCGGACGCGGUGUUGGGGUGAGGGUAGGGGGCAGAGGACUCCUAACGGAGAAGUGGGGGCGGAGUCUGGUGGGAGGCUGUCUGUUCGUCGUGCUAAAGGAUGUAGUUACGUUAUAUUGCAAAUGGAGGAAAGCGCGGGAUUUUGGGCGGAGGAGGGUGCUUGAUUUCGUGGGGAAGAGGAAGAAUGGGGAAGCGAAGACGAAAUAAUGAUCACGAUUGAGAUGUAGAACUGCAUUGCGUGGCGUUUAGCGUUCAAUCAAGGGUGCGGGGUUUCCCCCUCGAGAUACAGUGGGCGGUGAGAGGUUUUUUAGAUGGGUGUGCCGAAAAUCGAGCACAAAGAUUUGCAAGUCGGUUCGGUUCUCUUUUGUUCUCUUCUGUGCUUUGUUGCUGGGGCUUUAGGUGCUUUGUCGUGCUUCGAGUGAAGCAGUUCUUUGCAGAUCUACAUUGCUCUUGGACUGGUAACUUCUCGGAAUGGAGGCCAAGUAGAUGUGUGAAAUUGCGAAACUGUGGUUGUGGUUGGCUUCUUGAGAUAGAAGCCAGUGCAUUGACAAAGUACCUAGUCCUUUGAGUCAAGAUGUAUUGCCUCGUAGAACAAGAAAAGAGCUCGUAAAUUCGGUGAAUCAAAACUCUUUCC